Molecule: messenger RNA, 1767 nt
Organism: Aethalodelphis obliquidens (Pacific white-sided dolphin)
Lineage: Eukaryota; Metazoa; Chordata; Mammalia; Artiodactyla; Delphinidae
Gene: KRT7
Product: keratin 7
Exons: 10
Coding region: 120-1598 (492 amino acids)
Biological process (GO): keratinization; intermediate filament organization
Cellular component (GO): keratin filament
Molecular function (GO): structural constituent of skin epidermis
Source: RefSeq, a predicted model, not a curated record
CCCCUACCUGUGUAAGCCUAUCCGCCCGCGCCUAGAGGAUAAAAGCGGCCAAGUCGCCCGGAGGUCAGCGAAUUCGGCCCCCUGUCCCCCGCCGCUCGGUCCAGCCCGGCCCAGCCAGCAUGUCCAUCCACUUAAGCUCCCAGGUCUUCAGCUCGCGCUCCUCCGCCUUCCCGGGGCGCGGCACCCAGGUGCGCCUGAACUCGGUGCGCCCCGGCGGCUUCGGCGGCAGCAGCAGCAGCCUCUACGGCCUUGGCGCCUCGCGGCCGCGCGUCGCCGCGCGCUCAUCCUACGGGGGCCCAGUGGGCGCCGGCAUCCGCGAGGUCACCAUCAACCAGAGCCUGCUGACCCCGCUGCAGGUGAACAUCGACCCCUCCAUCCAGCAGGUGCGCCAGGAGGAGCGCGAGCAGAUCAAGACCCUGAACAACAAGUUCGCCUCCUUCAUCGACAAGGUGCGGUUUCUGGAGCAGCAGAACAAACUGCUGGAGACCAAGUGGGCACUGCUGCAGGAGCAGAAGUCGACCAAGAGGAGCUGCCUCCCGGGCAUCUUUGAGGCCCAGACUGCUGGCCUGCGGAAGCAGCUUGAGGCCCUGCAGCUGGACGGGGGCCGCCUGGAGGUGGAGCUUCGGAACAUGCAGGACGUCGUGGAAGACUUCAAGAACAACAGGUGGAAGGCAGGUGGAAGCAGACCGUGCAGGACAGGGAAGGCCUGGGACAGCCCACGAGCCCCUGCUGUCAGGUAUGAAGACGAAAUUAACCGUCACACGGCUGCUGAGAAUGAGUUUGUAGUGCUGAAGAAGGAUGUGGAUGUCGCCUACAUGAACAAGGUGGAGUUGGAGGCUAAGGUGGACACCCUGAAGGAUGAGAUCAACUUCCUCAGGACCCUCUAUGAGGAGGAGUUGAAAGAGCUGCAGUCCAAGGUCUCAGACACGUCUGUGGUCCUGUCCAUGGACAACAGCCGCUCCCUGGACCUGGACGGCAUCAUCGCCGAGGUCAAGGCCCAGUAUGAGGAGAUCGCCAACCGCAGCCGGGCUGAGGCCGAGGCCUGGUACCAGACCAAGUUUGAGACCCUCCAGGCCCAGGCUGGGAAGCAUGGGGACGACCUCCGGCGUAGCCGGAAUGAGAUCGCGGAGCUGAACCGGACCAUCCAGAGGCUGCAGGCUGAGAUCGACAACAGCAAGAACCAGCGUGCCAAGUUGGAGGCUGCCAUCUCCGAGGCCGAGGAGAGUGGGAAGCUGGCUGUCAAGGAUGCACGGGCCAAGCUGGUGGACCUGGAGGAGGCCCUGCAGAAGGCCAAGCAGGACAUGGCCCGGCAGCUCCGGGAGUACCAGGAGCUCAUGAGCACCAAACUGGCCCUGGACAUCGAGAUCGCCACCUACCGCAAGCUGCUGGAGGGCGAGGAGAGCAGGAUGACCGGAGCUGGAGUGGGAGCCGUGAACAUCUCUGUGGUCGGUUCCACGGGCGGUGCUGGCAGCCGGCUGACCUUCGGGGGAACCAUGGGCAGCGAUGCCCUGAGAUUCUCCAGUGGUGGAGGGCCUGGGGCCCCCAAGGCCUAUUCCAUUAGGACCACAUCUGCCCCCGGCAGGCACACCCGCAACUGAGCCUCUGGUGUGGGGAGACACAUACCCUCUCCUCCCAUCGUCACAAGAGGACCUCCAUCCCUGGUCCCAUCCCUGGUCCCAAGACUGCAAGGCAGUCUGAAAAAUGAUGUCAGAAUAGCUUCCAAUAAAGCAGCUGCUUUCCGAGGCUUGGGUGAGCCCAUGCCCAGCA